This is a messenger RNA of Adineta ricciae, 384 nucleotides long. The record is from the annotation of a GenBank genome assembly. NCBI's taxonomy places the organism in Eukaryota, Metazoa, Rotifera, Eurotatoria, Adinetida, Adinetidae.
AUGUGCAGAGUCUUCUUCUUCGUUUCAUUCCUUACACUAUGCGCAGUGAUCUGCGCUCAUUUACCAAUUCCAGGCCGAUCAAUUACUACUCCAUUCGGCAAAAAGGGUAGUUGGGCAGCUGGCUAUCAUACUGGUGAUGAUUAUGCCUGUCCUGUUGGUACAAGUGUUCGUGCAACAGUUAGCGCUUCCAACAAAGUUCGAACACUCUUUGCUCACUUAAGCAGUAAAUCAGUCAAAGUCGGACAGAAGGUUUCAGCUGGACAAGUCAUUGGAAAGAGUGGAAAUACAGGACGAACAACUGGACCACAUCUUCAUUACGAAGAACGAGUUGCUCCAUAUGCCUAUAGCAAUCAUCGAAAACCACAAUUAAACAAAGCCCAUUAA